This is a messenger RNA of Moesziomyces antarcticus, 1347 nucleotides long. RefSeq names its product phosphatidate cytidylyltransferase. Gene Ontology annotation, molecular function: ATP-dependent diacylglycerol kinase activity. The coding region runs from base 1 to 1347 and encodes 448 amino acids. NCBI's taxonomy places the organism in Eukaryota, Fungi, Basidiomycota, Ustilaginomycetes, Ustilaginales, Ustilaginaceae. Gene Ontology annotation, cellular component: endoplasmic reticulum membrane. Gene Ontology annotation, biological process: phosphatidic acid biosynthetic process. The record is from RefSeq and is a predicted model, not a curated record. The transcript has a single exon.
AUGUCUUCCCGUCCCUCCGCCAAGGUGCUUUCCGAGUCGCCGCGUUCAUCGCCUUCCCCCAUCGGACCUUCUUCGCCCACCUCGGUGCUCCACGGCUCGGCACCGCCUCCUGCCACGCGCAAGUCCAUCACACGUCAGCGCUCCUCGUCGCUCCAAAAGGGCGCCGCCGUGCUUCGUGCGCUCUCGCGUGCAGAGUCCGACUUCGACCGCGAGAUGCUCGAAAGGAGCGGCAUCCCUCAAUCAGACACACCUGCCAGCCUCGCCACGCCCGUACAGGGCGCUGCCUCCGCCAUCGACACUUCCGCCUCGUCUUCGAACGCCGAUAUGACGGCCAACGGCGCAAACGUGCGCCGCCGAGCUCAGUCAAGCAAAGCCAACGCCAGCAAGUCCACUUCUAGCAAGCCUCGAUCCAGUGGCCCCGUCGCGCCUGCGAGCAGCAAGAGCUGGGAGAUCCCACGCAAGAUCUUCCACAGCUCCAUCGGAUUCAUGGUGCUCCACCUCUACCUGUCCGGCACGGAUCUCAACGUGAUCGUGCGCAACCUGUCGUACUUCCUCGGCAUCGUGGUCACCGCCGACGUCAUCCGACUCAACAACGACGACUUUGAAAAGAUCUACGAAAAGGUGCUCGGCUUCCUCAUGCGCGAGUCCGAGAAGGACAAGGUCAACGGCGUGGUGUGGUACCUGGUGGGUGUCAUCACCUCGCUCCAUUUCUUCCCCGAGGACAUUGCGUGCGUCUCGAUCAUGAUCCUGUCGUGGUGCGACACGUGCGCAUCUACGUUUGGACGCGCGUUUGGCAGGUAUACGCCGGCGCUGCCGUCGCCGCCCUUUGCACGCCGCAAGUCCACCGCUGGGUUUGUGGCGGCCAUCAUCAGCGGCGCGCUCACGUCGUACCUCUUCUGGUGCACCUCGAUCGCCUCAUCGGGCGUGCGAACCAACGGCAUCUCCUGGUCCGGAUCUGGAUACGCGCACCCGGCCAUCUUUGGCACCGACCGUGUGGCGGGCGCAACGGGCACCGGAUGGGAGGGUCUCUCGACUGGCUUCCGCGGUCAGAGUGGCGCGGGCCUCCUGCCCGGUGCGUCGGGGCUGUCGGCGCAGUACCUGGGCGCGGACAGCAUCGCCAAGGGCAAGCUGGGCACGGAUGCGUUGCCCAUCCACAACGACGUGCCGGGCAUGCCGUGGUGGCUGCUCACGCUUGGCUCGGGCAUCGUGGCUGGCGUGGCUGAGGGCCUGGAGCUCGGCGGCGUCGACGACAACCUCUCGCUACCCAUCCUCUCGGCGGCUGGCAUCUGGUCGUUCCUCUGGUCGUGGGGCAGGAUUGCGUCCGUCUGGCAGCGAUGGUCCUCCUGA